AGCUAAUCAAAGGUACUGUAACUGACGUUCGCCGGUCAUAUCGCUGUUGUUUGAUACCGUUAUCAGUCUGCAGGAGAAGGUCGUGACCACAGAUUAAUCUAACCGGAGUACUAGCAGGAAAACGUUUGCAAAAGAUGCUGGGGUAUAUCUUGGAGUACCUCUACACAUCCUUUCUGCGGUACUGGCUGAAGUGGAUCAUUAGACAAGCAACAGGAAAGUGUGAGCUGCAGAGAAUAUGUUCAGGAUACAAGCCAGGGGCAAACAGGACAGCCAAAGCAGAGUACUCUCUUCAGUCAUCAAAGAAUAAGGUUCUAAGAGAUGCUUUGCAAACCGACGAGGACAAUUUGGAGCAGCGUGUGGAUCAAAUUGUGCAGGAAAAGAAUGUCAAAUAUCAGAAAGAUCCGAUGUUCAAGAAGAGCUUGCACCUUUGCCUAUUACAAAUAGUUGGAUACAGGAGCCUGUACAAAUCAGUGGAGGACUUGAGAAAGGAGGGCUUCAACUCAGAGAAACUGGAACAUGAGACUAUGCUUUUGAAGCUAUGGGAUCUACUGCUGCCAACAGUCAAACUGGAAUCAAGGAUAACCAAACAAUGGGGUGACAUUGGAUUUCAAGGAGAUGAUCCUAAGACCGACUUCAGGGGAAUGGGCAUGUUGGGCCUGAAAAAUCUUGUAUUCUUCAGUGAGAACUACACAGAGGAGGCCCGUCAAGUGCUGUCUCAUGCAAACCAUCCUAAACAAGGGUACUCGUAUGCAAUAGUUGGCAUCAAUUUGACAGAGAUGGCGUAUAGCCUGCUGAAGAGUGGCUCGCUGAAACCCCAUUUCUACAACACAGUAUCAGGAAAACCUGAACUCCAGCAUUUCCAUCAGCUAUACUGUUACCUGGCGUAUGAGUUCGAUAAGUUCUGGGUGGCAGAAGAACCAGAGAGCAUUAUGCAGUUCAACCAGUACAGAGAAAAGUUCCACGACAAAGUCAAAGCAAUGCUGCAGGAAUCUAAUGUGUCACUAACAUUGACUCUCCGUUCAAAAAUCUAAUUUUUGUUGCAACAUUUUUGGACCAGUUCCACCAA
Messenger RNA from Lampris incognitus (smalleye Pacific opah), 1066 nucleotides. RefSeq names its product ELMO/CED-12 domain containing 2 (gene elmod2). NCBI's taxonomy places the organism in Eukaryota, Metazoa, Chordata, Actinopteri, Lampriformes, Lampridae. Gene Ontology annotation, molecular function: GTPase activator activity. The record is from RefSeq and is a predicted model, not a curated record. Bases 135 to 1031 code for a protein of 298 amino acids. Gene Ontology annotation, cellular component: membrane. The transcript is spliced from 9 exons.